CAAGUUUCUCUGCAGUUUUUAUCACAUUGAAUCCAUUACACACCUCUCUCUGGAGUUCACUCAUUCAUUAUUCAUAUAUUUGUUUCCUUCUCCUUCUCUAUAGUAAAAAAAAAGUAGAGAAUAAAGUGGAAGAGGGAAAGUAGAAUCUACGUAUGAGCUAUUAUUUUUUUGUGAAGUUACAAUCUUGAAACUAAAGGGUGCAUUAUGGGUUUGAACAUUGCAAUUUUGCACGUGAUAAUGGUGUUUUUGAGUUCAUGGGUUUCUUGUGGAACAGCCUCUGUUUCAUAUGACCAUAAGGCCAUUUCUGUUAAUGGGCAAAGGAGGAUUCUCAUUUCUGGUUCCAUUCACUAUCCAAGAAGUACCCCUGAGAUGUGGCCAGAUCUUAUUCAGAAGGCAAAAGAUGGAGGUUUGGAUGUGAUACAGACUUAUGUUUUCUGGAAUGGGCAUGAACCUGAACCUGGGAAAUAUUAUUUUGGAGGAAGAUAUGAUCUGGUGAAGUUUAUAAAGUUGGUGCAGCAAGCAGGGCUUUAUGUUCAUCUCAGAGUUGGCCCUUAUGCAUGUGCUGAAUGGAAUUUUGGGGGUUUUCCUGUUUGGCUAAAGUAUGUCCCAGGCAUUAGUUUCAGGACUAACAAUGGGCCUUUUAAGGCUGCUAUGCAAAAAUUCACAACCAAGAUUGUGAAUAUGAUGAAAGCUGAAAGAUUGUAUGAAUCUCAGGGCGGUCCUAUUAUUCUAUCCCAGAUUGAAAAUGAGUAUGGACCUAUGGAACGCGAACUUGGUGCACCUGGUCGAGCUUACACAAAAUGGGCGGCCAAGAUGGCUCUGGAUCUUGGCACUGGUGUCCCAUGGGUGAUGUGCAAACAAGACGAUGCUCCUGAUCCAAUUAUUAACACGUGCAAUGGUUUCUAUUGCGACAACUUCUCUCCCAACAAGGCUUAUAAACCAAAAAUGUGGACUGAAGCAUGGACUGGGUGGUUCACUGAAUUUGGAGGUCCAGUUCCUUACCGUCCGGCAGAAGAUUUGGCAUUUUCUGUUGCAAAAUUCAUACAGAAAGGUGGUUCUUUCAUAAAUUAUUACAUGUAUCAUGGAGGAACAAACUUCGGCAGGACUGCUGGUGGUCCAUUUAUUGCCACAAGCUAUGACUAUGAUGCACCCCUUGAUGAAUACGGACUAUUGAGACAACCAAAGUGGGGUCAUCUGAAAGAUUUGCAUAGAGCAAUAAAGCUAUGUGAGCCUGCACUGGUGUCGGGAGAUCCUACUGUGACACCACUUGGAAACUAUCAGGAGGCUCACGUUUUUAACUCCAAGUCGGGAGCUUGCGCUGCUUUUCUUGCGAACUACAACCAGCAUUCUUUUGCAAAGGUGUCAUUCAGGAAUAUGCAUUAUAACCUGCCUCCUUGGUCAAUCAGCAUCCUUCCUGAUUGCAAGAACACUGUUUAUAACACAGCAAGGAUUGGUGCUCAAAGUGCACAGAUGAAGAUGACCCCUGUGAGUAGAGGGUUUUCUUGGCAGUCAUACAAUGAGCAGACAGCCUCGUACGAAGACAAUUCAUUUACAGCAGCUGGAUUGUUGGAGCAGAUUAAUACCACCAGAGACAUGACUGAUUAUUUGUGGUAUUCAACAGAUGUGAAGAUUGACCCUCGUGAAGGAUUUUUGAGAGGUGGGAAGUGGCCUGUUCUUACAGUCUAUUCGGCAGGACAUGCUCUGCAUGUUUUCAUUAACGGUCAAUUAUCAGGAACUACCUAUGGAAGUUUAGAAAACCCCAAAUUAACUUUCAGUCAAGGUGUAAAUCUGAGAGUUGGAGUCAACAAAAUUUCUCUUCUGAGCAUUUCUGUUGGUCUUCCGAAUGUUGGUCCGCAUUUUGAAACGUGGAAUGCUGGUGUUCUUGGUCCAGUUUCACUUAGUGGUCUUAACAAAGGUAAAUGGGAUUUGACAUGGCAAAAAUGGUCGUACAAGGUUGGUCUAAAGGGAGAGGCUCUGAGUCUUCAUUCUCUCAGUGGAAGCACUUCCGUUGAAUGGGUAGAAGGUUCCUCUAUUUCUCAAAGGCAGCCAUUAACAUGGUACAAGACUACUUUUAAUGCUCCGGGUGGAAACGACCCUUUGGCUUUAGAUAUGAAUACCAUGAGUAAAGGUCAGGUCUGGAUAAAUGGUCAAAGCAUUGGACGCUACUGGAAUCAAUACAAAGCAUCUGGCAAUUGCGGUGCCUGUAAUUAUGCUGGUUGGUUCAAUGAGAAGAAAUGCCUUAGCAAGUGUGGGGAAGCCUCUCAGAGAUGGUAUCACGUUCCUCGAUCCUGGCUCCGUCCAACUGGAAACUUGUUGGUUAUAUUUGAAGAAUGGGGCGGAAAUCCCAACGGGAUAUUCUUGGCAAAAAGAGAAUUAGCAAGCGUAUGUGCAGAUAUAUAUGAAUGGCAGCCAACAUUAAUGAAUUGGCAAAUGCAAGCAUCAGGGAAAGUCAACAGACCAUUGAGGCCUAAAGCUCAUCUCUCGUGCGCUCCCGGUCAGAAGAUCUCAUCUAUCAAAUUUGCUAGCUUUGGAACUCCUCAAGGCAUCUGUGGAAGCUUCCGAGAGGGAAGUUGUCAUGCCCAUCAUUCUUAUGAUGUUUUUGAAAAGUACUGCAUUGGGCAACAAUCUUGUGCUGUACCUGUAACCCCCGAGAUCUUUGGAGGAGAUCCAUGUCCAAAUGUCAUGAAGAAACUUUCUGCCGAAGUCAUUUGCGGCUAAAGACAAAAAAUGGGUGCUAAUGAAUAAAAGUUUCUCGUGUUUAUGUUUCUAUUGGCUUUGCUGAGGUGAAGUUAUACAUAUACGCAACACACCGCUAUACAAAGCCCAUAUGGAUUUUGAAGAUGAUUCGAAAUAAGAUUUUGUAUACAUAUUAGUUAUUGUGCUUCGGUGUUCAGCUGCAAUUGUGAAACAAAAGCUCAGGUCGAGGGAUUCAAAUGCACGUUGAGACGACACUAAUGGAGUCCAUGCGCAAAUGUCCCUAGUCUUAGAAUAUGCAAAAGACAGCAAUUAUUUCAGUUGCUGUAUUCUUGUAAAACUUCCUUGCAAUUUUACUACACUAUCUUAAGUUGGAUUUCUCUUAUAAUCUUGUAAGUUUUUGUUACAUUUACACA
Olea europaea var. sylvestris is the source of this 3110-nucleotide messenger RNA. RefSeq names its product beta-galactosidase-like. NCBI's taxonomy places the organism in Eukaryota, Viridiplantae, Streptophyta, Magnoliopsida, Lamiales, Oleaceae. The transcript has 19 exons. Gene Ontology annotation, cellular component: cell wall; vacuole. The record is from RefSeq and is a predicted model, not a curated record. Bases 205 to 2718 code for a protein of 837 amino acids. Gene Ontology annotation, molecular function: carbohydrate binding; beta-galactosidase activity. Gene Ontology annotation, biological process: carbohydrate metabolic process.